Messenger RNA from Parascedosporium putredinis, 1863 nucleotides. The record is from the annotation of a GenBank genome assembly. Lineage: Eukaryota; Fungi; Ascomycota; Sordariomycetes; Microascales; Microascaceae.
AUGGCCGAAGUCCCUCACAAGCUUCGUGUGGACCGGUGCGAUGCUGAGCUCUUCCAACGCGAUGCUUACUGCAUGAAACGGCUGGUGGACCAUCGCGACGAUGAGCUAAAAGCUCCUCCGCUCAUCACCGGCGGCACACGUCUCCGAGGAGUGCCCUUACUAGGCGGCAUGAUGCUACCCCCAGCCUAUCUGGAACGACAGACAGAGGGCAGGACGGGCCAGUUGCAGCGAUCUCUUUCCCUCCUCCCCAUUUCUCUCAACUCUCCAGACGAGUCGAAUCCACGUAAGCGUGGGAAAUCGACAAAGACCAAAUUAGCAGGCGGAAUUCCAGAGCCCGCAGGGCCAGUCACGACAACCGCGAACCAGCGCGCCAUUACGAUGCCUUCCCAAACGCCGCAGGCCCAGGCCGCAGCGCACACGGCACAGGCCCCGAGUUCUUAUGCUCCCGCUCCAGCACCGGCCCCUGCCCCGGCCAAGACGACGCCGACCAAGACGACGCUCAAGGCCCUGCCGACCGUGAGGGACCACACCACCGAUCAACUCAACGCGGCGGGAGACGAAUACAUUCCGAGGGAGACGGACGAGUUUGGGGAGAAGAAAGUCAUGCCAAACGGGCAGCUUCAGGGUGGCCGAGAAUACCGUUGCCGGACGUUCCUCGUUCCGAACCGUGGCGAUAAGCUCUUCAUGUUGGCGACCGAGUGUGCGAGGGUUCUCGGAUACCGCGACUCGUAUCUGCUGUUUAACAAGAAUAGGUCUUUGUACAAGAUCAUCGCCAGCCAGGUCGAGAAGGAUGACCUGGUAGCCCAGGAAAUUCUCCCCUUCUCCUAUCGAUCGCGGCAGAUUGCCAUUGUUACCGCCAGGUCCAUGUUUCGCCAGUUUGGAAGCCGGGUCAUUGUCAACGGCCGACGUGUCCGGGACGACUACUGGGAGACCAAGGCCCGGAAGCAAGGGUUUACGGAAAACGACCUGGCUGGAGAGAAACGACCCGGAGGUGCCCACCUCAACGACAACAGGAACCGCGACUACAGUGGCAUACUCAAGGGCGGACCUCGGCAGGAAAUUACCGGACCGGCCUACCAGGAUCAGACUCGACCUUCUGCCGUCUCGGAACUCAAUGCGCAGGCGCACCACGCAGCGGAAUUCAACCGGACCAUUAACCAGCAGCGUGACAUGCGCAACGACUAUAUCCACAGUCUCUGGAGGCGGCCUCAUGAUCAGCCUGCAACGACCAACCUCACUCCCGCGGCGCCCGCCGCUGAACCUGCCACAAGCCGGCCGUCCCAGUCUCCUCAUACCACCGCUGCGGGGCUGCCGCAGUCGGGCAUCAUGACCAGCCAGAGCCCGCAGAUGAUGAUGGCUUCGCCGGCAUACUCGCAAUCGAUCCAUUCGCAAAGCACAAUGAGCCAAGCUCCGAUUCGAGGCAUGUCCCAGACGUCUACGCAAAAGAAUGCUAGACCGGCCUCCUCCAUCUCUUCGAGCGGGACCGGCAAUAUAUCCCAGACCCAAGGGUACAAUUACCCUCAGUCGGGUCAGAUGUGGCCUCCCACGCCUCAGACACCGCAGCAUGCCUACCCGGGCUAUACGACGCAGAAUCAGCAGCAACAGCCCCACGCCCAGCAGCCAGCUUCUUCCCAGCUCCGACACUCUAGCAGUGGGCAAAUACAGCCGGGAAUGCAGUUCUCCAACAUGCCAGGCAUGAGCCAAGGCUACAGCGCCGGUGGCCAGAGCAUCUACCCGGCCGAGUCGACUCCCAGGCAAUACAUGCCUCAGAACACUCAGGGCACGCCUGCUGUCUCCCAGACGUGGUCGAACCAGCAGACACCAACCACGCAGCAAUGGUGGUCCAACUCGCAGCAACAGUGA